This is a messenger RNA of Abrus precatorius (Indian licorice), 1501 nucleotides long. RefSeq names its product proline transporter 1-like. Bases 248 to 1399 code for a protein of 383 amino acids. The record is from RefSeq and is a predicted model, not a curated record. Gene Ontology annotation, cellular component: plasma membrane. Lineage: Eukaryota; Viridiplantae; Streptophyta; Magnoliopsida; Fabales; Fabaceae. The transcript has 7 exons.
AGAUUUUUCUCAUUUAUUGAAAAGAAAAAGAGAACGAACAAUAGCAAGAGUCACGCUGGCGGGGAAGAACGUUUCUCCGGAAGCGGAGCAGCUUCGCGUGACGCUGCUUUCCGACGUUGAAAACGACGCCGAUGUUCGAAUCCCCGAUACAGCGCAUCAAAUUAGCACUGAUUCGUGGUUUCAAGUGGGGUUUGUGUUGACUACGGGAAUUAAUAGCGCAUAUGUGGUUGGAUAUUCGGGAACCAUAAUGGUUCCCCUAGGUUGGAUAGGGGGCGUCGUCGGUUUGAUUCUUGCCACCGCUAUAUCGCUCUAUGCAAAUGCUCUUAUUGCUAUGCUCCAUGAAUUUGGAGGAACAAGGCAUAUUCGUUAUAGAGACCUUGCUGGAUAUAUAUAUGGUAGAAAAGCUUAUUCCCUCACUUGGGCUUUGCAGUAUGUCAACCUUUUCAUGAUUAAUGCCGGGUACAUCAUUUUGGCUGGUUCCGCUUUAAAGGCCGUUUAUGUUCUGUUUAGGGAUGACGGGCAGAUGAAGCUUCCAUAUUGUAUUGCCAUAGCUGGACUUGUAUGUGCAAUGUUUGCCAUUUGUAUUCCCCAUCUUUCGGCUCUUGGAAUUUGGCUGGGAUUUUCGACUGUCUUCAGCCUAGUAUAUAUUGCUGUAGCAUUUGUGCUGUCAAUUAAUGAUGGUAUAAAAUCACCUGCUCGAGAUUAUAGCAUUCCAGGGACGUCAACAAGUAAAAUAUUUACAACAAUUGGCGCGUCUGCUAAUCUUGUGUUCGCAUAUAAUACAGGAAUGCUUCCUGAGAUACAAGCAACGAUCGAACAGCCAGUUGUCAAGAACAUGAUGAAAGCCUUAUACUUUCAGUUUACCGUUGGAGUUCUGCCAUUAUAUCUGGUUACCUUUGCAGGAUACUGGGCUUAUGGAUCUUCAACAGCAACCUAUUUGUUGAGUGACGUCAAUGGUCCAGUCUGGGUGAAGGCCAUGGCCAAUAUUGCAGCCUUUCUUCAAUCUGUCAUUGCAUUGCAUAUAUUUGCAAGCCCAAUGUACGAGUAUUUGGAUACCAAACAUGGGAUAAAAGGGAGCGCCCUGGCUUUUAAGAACUUGUCAUUUCGAGUGUUGGUAAGAGGUGGCUACCUAACAUUGAAUACUUUUGUAUCAGCUCUAUUGCCAUUCCUUGGAGAUUUCAUGAGCCUCACAGGAGCGAUCAGCACAUUUCCCCUUACAUUCAUCCUUGCCAACCACAUGUACCUAGUGGCAAAUAAGAACAAACUAACAUCCUUUCAAAUGCUCUGGCAUUGGAUCAACAUUUGUUUCUUUGGCAUCAUGUCUCUUGCCGCAACUUUUGCAGCCCUGCGGCUUAUUGCUUUAGACUCCAAAACGUACCACGUUUUCGCGGAUUUAUGAUGAAGUUCACUAUAUUCUUUCGACAAUUAUAAUGCUUAUGUUUUGUGCUUCAAAUUUCUUUCAUUUUAAAAAUUAAUCUCAUCAAAUUUUUACCUUAUCUUU